Molecule: messenger RNA, 741 nt
Organism: Lachancea thermotolerans CBS 6340
Lineage: Eukaryota; Fungi; Ascomycota; Saccharomycetes; Saccharomycetales; Saccharomycetaceae
Gene: MDY2
Product: Mdy2p
Exons: 1
Coding region: 1-741 (246 amino acids)
Molecular function (GO): protein binding
Source: RefSeq, a predicted model, not a curated record
AUGUCUUUGAUUAAAUUCAAUUUUCAAAAAGCUAACUGUGCAACCAAGAAAUACCCAAUUGAUCAUAAAGAACUGCCAUUACCUAUAGGAAUAAAAAAGCAGAAAAGAGCCAGCAUGUCCCUACCUGAGAAAGAGUUUAUCAGCAAGUUUCUUUCAUUGGUUGCACAGCAACCUAUAGUGUUGAAGUCGGACUUUAAAACGCCAAUGGAGAAUAUCACCAACCUUGGCGUUGCGCUCCCACCUUUGAAAUACAAAUACGAUCACAAGAGGUUGAAGCGGAACGGUGGGAACGGUUCUGGAUCUGCUCGGAUCCAGCUGAAUCUCAAAUCCAUAAGGGCGCCAAAAUUCGUGUACUCACAAGAGUUCGACCAAUCCGAGACCAUCUACCAGGUUAAAGAGUUUCUAAUCCAGAAAGAAGACUCUAUUCAUGAGACUUCACAGCUUAAAGUUCUGCUAAAAGGUAAAGUCUUGCAUGACAACAUAUUGCUGUCUGACUUAAAGAGCGACAAGGUCGAUUUGGUGGUGAUGGUCUCCAAGUUAGAAAACGCCGCAUCACAAGGCACAUCAGCAGGUGACUCUGCCAAUGCUUCCAUAGACGCUGAAGAAAUUGCACCAAGAUCUGUUCAAGUUCCCUGGGUCAAAAUCGAACAGCUGUUGAAAAACGAAAUGGCUGAUCCUCAAGAAGCCACGGCUGUGUUGCAGCGCCUCCAACGCGGGUGGGAUUUGGCAGACCUUGAUUAA